Homalodisca vitripennis (glassy-winged sharpshooter) is the source of this 1875-nucleotide messenger RNA. Its product is annotated as probable G-protein coupled receptor Mth-like 3. The transcript is spliced from 5 exons. Lineage: Eukaryota; Metazoa; Arthropoda; Insecta; Hemiptera; Cicadellidae. The record is from RefSeq and is a predicted model, not a curated record. Gene Ontology annotation, molecular function: G protein-coupled receptor activity. The coding region runs from base 1 to 1605 and encodes 534 amino acids.
AUGGAAGAGAAUCGUGGACAGGAUGAAGAUGUUCCGUUCACUCAGAAAAUCUUCCGCGUUUUGCGUAAUAUACCUUUUCCUCGCCGUCUGUCUCAGAGAAUCCAGUGGCACCUUCUGUGGCUGGUAGUAGUCGCGUAUGUCAUCUUCGCGCUCGUUCAGAUAACUCGGUAUCGAGCUGACCAUGACAUUCAGUCGGUGCAGUGCGGACCUCACAGACCAGAGCUGAGUGUAGACCUCACCUCCAGCGAGGUCAGGGAGGACGGGGUCAGGAUCUAUAGGGGUAUCGAGUACCCUCCCAAAGCGGUCUGGCAGAACAGCAGACACAUCAGGGGGUGCCCCUGCCUCGUCAAGACUUGCAUAAGGAUGUGCGAUGAUGACCAAGAAUUCAUAGGUAUGGCCCCAAAUGGAACCUACCAAUUAUUGACCAUGUGGGAACCUGGAGAAAUAAUCGAAAACAUGCAUGUGGAAUUUGUUAACCCUAUGGAUAUAUACGUGAUCGAUGGUACUCCUGACUGCAAGGGACAACUAGGAGUGUUUGGUGCCGUGUACGAAGAGGCAGGAACUGUUUUGGCUGUGAUGGUCGAUGGAAGAGUGCUGACCCGAGAUUUGGAAUAUUUUGAUGUAAAUGACUACUGUUUGGCAAGUUCCGGUGAGGAUAUGAUAGCAAUCAGGUGUGUGGAGAUAACACCCCAGCAUGAACCAAAAGCGUGGGAAAAUGAGGUGCCAUUAGGAAGGCUCAAGUAUUUACUAAUUAUCUCCAUGAUCGCUAUGGUGGUCUCAUUAUCGAUCCACUUGUACCUCCCUCAGUUAAGAAACCUCCACGGUAAGCUGCUUGUGGGAUUUUUAACAUUUCUCUUUGUCAAUUACAUCCAGUUUCUAUUGAUCCACGACCGAUGGCCUAUGCAAUUAGAAUACGUAUGGCAGUACACAUACCUUGGCCACUUAUGUUGGAUAUCAACGAUAUGUUUUGAUGUAUGGACUAUAAUAUGUGGCCCAGUUCGACCUUACAACCAUAAACGAGAAAACGUUCUGCUCUUCCGGUACGGCUUGUUUGCCUGUGUGUGUCCAGCUGUGCUCUGCGGCCUCACCUGGGCGACCUCGGUUGUGCCUUACCGUGCAGACGCAUGUCCUCGCCCUAGGUUCCUCGACGACUCCUGCAGAUUCACCAAGGAGACAGUGACUCAAGUCUUCUACCACGUGCCCAUAGUCGUGUUUGCUGCGCUCAACCUGCUAUUGUACCUUUUCAUGGUCUACAGUUUGAAGAUACACCCCAAGCCACCCUGCACCUCACCCAUCGGACACGCUAGUCUUGUUGCAAAGCAAGGAUUCCAGAUGUACACUAAGGUGGCAAAAGUUAUGAUCCUCUGUGGAGUUUGUCUGCUCCUGAUGACCACGACCAGUGUCAUGGAUUGUUCACCUAUCCUUCGUCUUCUGGUAUCUCUGUACUUCAGCCAAGGCAUUUUGGUAUUCGCGGUGUUGUGCUGUAACGUUCGUACCUUCAAACUCUGGUUGCAGAAGAGGUUAGAGUCCAGCAUGACCAACCAGACUGAAAAUGAACAAGCUUUGGCCCAAACCCAUACUGGCCAUGCGGAAAGCUCUGUGUAGUUUGCACAGUAUUAAUUUAUUUUGAUGUUUUCAUUUAAAUCAACUCUUAAGAAAUCAUCCAGUUUUGUAGUGAUAAAAAUUGUUAGUUCAUAUUGAAUAAUUUGCAGAAUAUUACUGAGAACAUCUGUAUGUUAAUUCCAAUGUUGUUCCUUAAUGUGAAAAACGGUCGUGUAUAAUGUAUUGUCAAUACCUUUACCUAGUUGGAUGUAUCCCUUAUUUUUCAUUGUAAAUAAAAAUAAUUUGUAUAGUUACAAAUUACAGAAAAAGGAA